AUGCAUUACUCCCUCAGCUUCACUGCCCUGCUCGCUGCAGGAGCCUCGGCCGGGACUCUUGCUCGCCGAACAUAUUCGAUCCCCAACUACAAUUCAACCUAUACCAAUCAGGCCACCAUCAAUGCUCCAACGGACUGUGGCAGCUACAUUACCUAUAAGUCCCAUCCUGCCGACAACUACGACCCUUCGCUCUGUGCCGCUGACUGCGACGCGCAGCGAGCUGAGAACCCUGAUCAUUACAAUGGCCUCACAUGCCACUUUUUCACCAGCUACCAGCUUUUGAAGAAUGGCGUGGUUCAGAACCAGAUCUGCGCCCUCUAUUCGCGAACCUGGGACUCUUCCUACGCUACCAACACCGGUUACACAUCUGGCAGCGAUACCUACACGAUCCAAAACGCUUAUUCGUGGAGCUACAGCGACCCUGGCACGUUCACCUGCCCACAGACAGGCGGCAAUCAGCCUCAGCCUCCAUCCAAUGGACCCCUGACCACUUGCCCAACACCAUCGCAAUACAUCGUCGGAGCCAACUUCAUUCUCUACAGAAUCUGCCUCGACACCGACUACCAAAUCCCUAGCCCACAAAUCACCUACGGCGACGUCGACAACCGUGCUUGCGCCAACGAGUGCUCCAAGCAACAAGGCUGCACCAAAGCAGUCUUUAAUCUUGGUACUCAGACUUGUUACCUCAAAGGCAGUCCCAGUGUCGCAGACUCCAACUGGCAGAAGAAUGCAGGUUUCCAAACCGUCGAUCGUGUUCCUGCUGAUACACCCAUGGGAUCUUCUUGCCUCGCACCAUUGUAUACGAUCAAGCAGAAUGGUGUCACGUAUACGGUUUGCCCAAGCAGUCAUUUGAAUAAUGCGCAGGUUCUGAAUAUUUGGAAGAACGUCUCGGGCGAGUAUGUUUGCGCGCAGAAGUGUCAGAGCGUGUCGAGCUGCAAGAAGUUUGUGUACGAUUGGGGAAAGCAGAUUUGCUACAAUGUUGGUAAUGUGGACUUCUCGAAGGCGGGUUGGGCAACGUUUGACAAUGUGGGAACGUAUUGGGCUCAGUAG
Molecule: messenger RNA, 1050 nt
Organism: Cercospora beticola
Lineage: Eukaryota; Fungi; Ascomycota; Dothideomycetes; Mycosphaerellales; Mycosphaerellaceae
Source: RefSeq, a predicted model, not a curated record